CAACUGGAAAUAGGAACUGGUUUAAUUUGUAAAACAAACAAAACCCACCGGUCAAUCCCUGAAUCCCUGAAUCCCUGAAGAAAUACAACUUCAUGUCUUCAUGCAAUCGAGCUCUGACAAAAUUUACCAGGUUUGCCAUUCAUCGCCGAUAAUUAUCCGAUUCCCGGCGAUCCGAAUGGUCUGUUCCCGAGAUAAAACACCGCAAGAAUCCGUGUCUUCUUAGAGCUGUAAUCGUUCUUUGUAGGGUCAUCUGUAAACCCUAUAUACCUCUGAAAAUUCUCCGGUAAGACUGAAUCUCAUACAUUCAUCCUUUUCCCCAAUAAAUUGGGUAUAAUUAAGCUUCCUUCAGCAUUUGUUCCGAAUAUUCCGUUUUCCUCUUUCAAAUACUUGAUUUUCCGACAUGAAUCGAAACCCUAGUCCCGAGGAAUACUUGUGUUAGGGUUUCGAUCAUCCGCUCUGUUGCUCAUUCUUAAAGGUGUAAAGAUAAUACUAGAAUGAUGCAGUUUGUGAAUAAUCUAGGUAGCAUACGUCUCCGGUUUCGUGAAAUUCUCAAUGCUACAUUUACCCUGGUUUUUAUAGCCCUCUUUUACACUCAGUUCAAUAUAUCGAAGAAAGUUCCAUUUCGCGAUGCUCAAUGGAGUUCAAGAGGUAGGUCUACGAUUGAACUAAAUGCAAACUCAUCAGCUCUAACAAAUACUAGCCCUGGAAUCUGUACUGGAUUGGUGGAUCAUCAGGGUUAUCCAAGCAGCUGUGAGUUCUUAAAAGCGAAUCCAGAUUGCUCAUCUGAUGGACUUUUUGACUACUUAAGCUUCUACUAUUGCGACUGCAAUGAAGGUGCAUUCGGUGCUAUACUUUUGGUUCUAUGGCUCAUAGCAUUGUUCUACCUUUUGGGUAACACAGCAGCAGAUUACUUCUGUUUCUCCUUACAAAAGCUUUCAAGUCUCUUGAAUUUAUCUCCAACUGUUGCUGGGGUUACUCUUCUUCCUCUUGGUAAUGGAGCCCCUGAUGUAUUUGCAAGUAUUGCAGCUUUUGUGGGACGUGACAAUGGUGAAGUGGGUCUCAACAGUGUAUUAGGAGGUGCAGUAUUUGUCACUUCCAUUGUUGUUGGAAUCGUCUCUCUUUGUGUAGCAGAUCAACAAGUCCAAAUUGACAAAAAAGCAUUUCUCAGAGACAUUGGGUUCUUCCUCUUCACACUACUCUUCCUUUUCUUGAUUCUAAUCAUUGGUAAAGUUACAGUCUUUGCUGCAAUCGCAUUCGUCUCCAUAUACAUAAUAUACGCUGUUUUCAUCGCCACAAAUGAAAUCCUUAAAAAACAUGUUCAGAGGCUAAAAUUGGAUUCUGUCACACCAUUGCUUCCACUUAGUAUCUUUUCAAGAUCGAAUCAAGAUGAUGACAUACAAAGUUCUUUACUUGAUGCUGAAACGGAUUUCAAUGGUCCACAGUUACCCAAUUCUUUACCCGAAUGGAUGUGGGCUUCCAAUGUUGCAAUAUAUUCAAAUCAAGAAAGACAUUUAUGGGGAUGGCAUGAUGAUGCCAUCGAGGUUGAUCAACCAUGGUUCUCUUUAACUAACAUAUGGUCACUUCUCAACUUCCCGUUGACUUUUCCAAGAAGGUUGACCAUUCCAUUACUCGAAGAGGAAACAUGGUCAAAACCAUAUGCAGUUGCAAGUGCCUCAUUGUCCCCUAUUCUUCUUUCUUUCAUAUACAACACCCAAGAGAGUUUAACUUCUCGAAGCAAGAAUGUUGUUUACAUUCUUGGAGUAAUUGUCGGUUUUACCCUUGGUAUGUUAUCAUAUCUCUACACAAGGCCAGAUCAUCCGCCACGUAGGUACCAAUUCCCAUGGGUUUUGGGUGGGUUUCUUAUGAGUAUAGUUUGGUUCUACUUGAUUGCAAACGAAUUAGUCGCGUUAUUAGUUGGAUUUGGUGUGUUUUUACAAGUGAACCCUUCAAUUCUUGGACUUACAGUAUUAGCUUGGGGGAACUCAAUGGGGGAUUUGGUGUCAAAUGUUGCAUUGGCUUUAGAUGGUGGGGAUGGAAUUCAGAUUGCUUUAUCGGGUUGCUAUGCGGGUCCCAUGUUCAAUACACUUGCGGGUUUGGGAGUUUCAUUGUUGAUUGGGGCGUGGUCUGCAAAACCAGUGUCAUAUAGUGUUCCACAAGAUAACAGUCUUUAUUACACGAUGGGGUUUCUGAUUUUAGGGCUUGUUUGGGCUGUUUUUGUACUUUUGAGAAAUGAUAUGAGGCCUAAUAGAAUGUUGGGAACAGGUCUUGUUGGGAUUUAUUUGGUUUUUUUGUUUGUAAGGUUGACUGGUGCAAUGGGGAUUGUAUCAUUGGCUGGUUUAAGUAAAUUGUAGACAUUAACAAUCACAUGUGUUUGAAUGAUUUCUGUUGCACAGUUUGUAAUGUAGAUUGUAGUAUAGAAUUCGGACAUAAUUUUGGGUA
Messenger RNA from Lactuca sativa (garden lettuce), 2439 nucleotides. RefSeq names its product cation/calcium exchanger 4. The record is from RefSeq and is a predicted model, not a curated record. Gene Ontology annotation, molecular function: monoatomic cation transmembrane transporter activity. Gene Ontology annotation, cellular component: membrane. Gene Ontology annotation, biological process: monoatomic cation transport; transmembrane transport. Lineage: Eukaryota; Viridiplantae; Streptophyta; Magnoliopsida; Asterales; Asteraceae.